Messenger RNA from Grus americana (Whooping crane), 9118 nucleotides. RefSeq names its product radixin (gene RDX). Gene Ontology annotation, cellular component: microvillus; cytoskeleton; plasma membrane. The transcript is spliced from 16 exons. The record is from RefSeq and is a predicted model, not a curated record. Bases 368 to 2176 code for a protein of 602 amino acids. NCBI's taxonomy places the organism in Eukaryota, Metazoa, Chordata, Aves, Gruiformes, Gruidae. Gene Ontology annotation, biological process: positive regulation of protein localization to early endosome; regulation of organelle assembly; regulation of cell shape. Gene Ontology annotation, molecular function: actin binding; cell adhesion molecule binding.
AGCAACAUCUGAUAGGGGGGAAAAUCUGAACGGCGGCAGCCGCCGCCAUAUUGCAGAGCUGUCAGCGGCUGCCGUGGUUGGCGCCUUGUCCCCGGCGGCGUCGCGAGCAGUACGGGGCGGCCCCGCAGCGCUUCCUGCCCCGCUGCGAGGGGGCAGUUGCGCGGCGGGGGGGUGGGGUGGAACGACGGACGCCGCCCUGCCCCACGAAGAAGCGGAGAGCGCCUCGCUUAGCACCCCAUCCCGAGGUUUCGUCCUCCGCCCGACGCCGCGGGAGCGCCCAGCCCGCUCCCGGAGGAGCGCGCCCCAGAAGGGGACAAAUAGUUUGUAGAAGGCUUAAGUGGACAAGAGACUAAAGAAAACAAGAAAAAUGCCGAAACCGAUCAAUGUCAGAGUAACCACAAUGGAUGCAGAGUUGGAAUUUGCCAUCCAGCCCAAUACAACAGGCAAGCAGCUCUUUGAUCAGGUGGUGAAAACUGUUGGUCUUCGUGAAGUCUGGUUUUUUGGGCUACAGUAUGUGGACAGCAAAGGCUACUCAACUUGGCUGAAGCUAAAUAAGAAGGUAACACAGCAAGACGUAAGGAAAGAAAAUCCUUUGCAGUUCAAGUUCAGGGCCAAAUUUUUUCCAGAGGAUGUAUCUGAAGAAUUAAUUCAGGAAAUAACUCAGAGACUUUUCUUCCUGCAAGUCAAAGAAGCGAUCUUAAAUGAUGAAAUAUAUUGCCCACCAGAAACUGCAGUUCUUCUGGCUUCUUAUGCUGUCCAGUCCAAGUAUGGAGAUUACAGUAAGGAGAUACAUAAACUAGGCUACCUAGCCAAUGACAGACUUCUCCCUCAGCGAACUGAAUCCAUGCUCCUGGCAUGUUUUGGCAGCAAGAGAAGCAUUGCAGCAGAAAUUGUGUUAGAACAGCACAAACUGACAAAAGAACAGUGGGAAGAAAGAAUACAGAACUGGCAUGAAGAGCACAGGGGAAUGUUAAGGGAAGAUUCUAUGAUGGAAUACCUUAAGAUAGCACAAGACUUGGAAAUGUAUGGAGUCAACUAUUUUGAAAUAAAGAACAAAAAAGGAACUGAAUUGUGGCUAGGAGUUGAUGCUUUGGGCUUGAAUAUUUAUGAACAUGAUGAUAAGCUGACACCCAAGAUUGGUUUUCCUUGGAGUGAAAUAAGAAACAUCUCUUUUAACGACAAAAAAUUUGUCAUAAAGCCAAUUGACAAAAAGGCCCCUGAUUUUGUUUUUUAUGCACCCCGUCUGAGAAUUAACAAGCGAAUUUUGGCACUGUGUAUGGGAAAUCAUGAAUUGUACAUGAGAAGGAGGAAACCUGAUACAAUUGAAGUGCAACAGAUGAAGGCCCAAGCUAGAGAGGAGAAACAUCAGAAACAAUUGGAAAGGGCACAAUUAGAAAAUGAGAAGAAGAAAAGGGAGAUAGCAGAAAAGGAAAAGGAAAGAAUAGAGCGUGAAAAGGAAGAAUUAAUGGAACGCUUAAGACAAAUUGAGGAACAAACAAUGAAAGCUCAGAAAGAGCUAGAGGAACAGACUAGAAGAGCUCUAGAGCUGGAUCAAGAACGAAAGCGUGCAAAGGAGGAAGCAGAGCGCCUGGAAAAAGAGCGUCGAGCAGCUGAAGAAGCUAAAGCUGCUCUAGCCAAGCAGGCAGCUGAUCAAAUGAAGAACCAGGAGCAGCUAGCAGCAGAACUGGCUGAAUUCACUGCCAAGAUUGCACUUCUAGAGGAGGCCAAGAAAAAGAAAGAAGAGGAAGCCUCAGAAUGGCAGCACAAAGCUUUUGCAGCCCAAGAGGACUUGGAAAAGACCAAAGAAGAACUGAAAUCUGUGAUGUCUGCUCCUCCUCCACCUCCUCCCCCACCAGUUAUUCCCCCAACAGAGAAUGAACACGAUGAACAUGAUGAGAACAAUGCUGAAGCCAGCGCAGAACUGUCCUCUGAUGGUGUCAUGAAUCACAGGAGUGAGGAAGAACGGGUAACAGAAACACAGAAAAAUGAACGUGUUAAGAAACAGCUCCAGGCUUUAAGUUCUGAGUUGGCUCAAGCCAGAGAUGAAACCAAGAAAACACAAAACGAUGUCCUUCAUGCUGAGAAUGUUAAAGCAGGCCGUGAUAAAUACAAGACUCUUCGACAAAUCCGACAAGGCAAUACAAAGCAGCGUAUUGAUGAGUUUGAAGCAAUGUGAGAGCUGUUAUUUUGCAUAUAUGUUCCUCGUAAAGCUGAACCACCAACAGAGAAAAAAGCAGGCCUUUGCAGAUUUGAUGGAUUGCACCCCACUUUGCCAAAGCACUUAAUACCAGUUUGACUACAGUGGCUAGAAGAAAAAUUUAGGGGAAACUAUUCAACAGUCAGGCAGUUUGUCACACUGAGCUUUUUGGGGGGAGGGUGUGGAGAAUGAGAGCAGUUUGUUUUUGUUCCCCCCCCCAUCAUGUUUUCAGUUUCAUUUUCAUAAUUUUUUUCUUUAGAAACUGAUGUGAAGUAUAUAAUGACUGACAAGUGUAUGUAUUGCUUAAACAUUAAGAAAUAGAAAGAAGAAUGGAACUGAACCUAAACUGGAUAGGUACUAUUGCAGUAUGAAGUUUGGAAUUACAUUUUUCAAUGUGGCUACACUAUUAAGAAUUUGAUAUUGCUGACUUUCAGUUUUGUGUGUGGUUUUUGUUGUUUGUUUUUUUUUUCCCCCCAAGUGAAAUUCUUUGGUGUUUCAUGUCCUGUCAUCAUUGAUGGUUUUCUUUGCCUACCUGUUCACAAAGGUCUGGAUGGCAGGUGGUAGUUCCAGGAAAUAUUUUUAAAUGGAACACUACCUGUGGGCAGCACAUGGCUGCUGAUAGGCUUGAAUAAGUGUUGCUUUUCCUAGGUGAUUCUUCUAGAUGCGCAAAAUGUUCUAAUACAGCAAAGGAAACAAAAACAAAGCUUCAUGUGCUAUUUGCUUGUAAUUAUUUUAUUUGCAGUAGGGAGACCUGGACCUUUCUGGCAAGGGAGCAUAUGAAAACAUCAGUCCCAGGGAGGGGACAGUAUCCUACCUCACUACUAUAUACAUGAUGACUGGUCCUUCAAACACCAUGAAAAAAACUGUUUAAAUUUACUAUCACUACACAGUGAUAUCAUAGAAUGUUAGGAGCCCUUACUCCUAGGAUUUUGUUUUACUUUAAGAUGGAUUUAUAGUGCUAAAUACUGUCUAACUGCCUUUUGUUGAGUUUAAAUUGUAAAAGCAUGUUGUGUGUUUUGAAGCUGUAACCUGUCACUGGUAUACUAUCUCCUGCGAGGGGUGUAGAAUGUGCGUGUGAGUUUGGCUUUGGGUUUCCAAAUACAAAAUGAAAGUUCCCAGAAUUGGAGUCAAAGUGUUUGUAGCUUCAGUUUUCAGUGAAGCUCGUAUUGUAAUUGUCAUAUCUGAUGUCAGAUCACUGUUAAGUCCUUUCCCUCUUGAAAAGGAGACCUGCUUUUUUGAUAAAUUUGCUUAGAAAUUGAACUAUAGAAAUUACUUUAAUGUGGACUGCAGUUAUUCCUUCUGUUGUAGUACCCUAGUAAAUACCUACAGUGGAAGAACCCUGCUUUCUCUGAGGAUGGUUCAGCUCUUUUCUGUUUGAUAUUAUGCACUCAUAAAUUUACACUUAUCUAUUAAAAUUUGCCAUUUUAUUAAACAUUUUUUCAUGCACAAUAGGUUUAAAUUUCUUAUGAACAGUCCAACUAAGUUUUUUUGGGGGGUUCUUUUUUUUUUAUUUUGCAGAAUUAAAGGUUGGCUAUGUGGGGUGACAUCAUGAAAAUAAAAUAAAGAUACAUUAAUAUAUUUUUGGUUUGUGGGGCUAAACAUAUCUGUUUGACCUUGAAGACUGAUGUGCAGAUGGUGUGCACAUGCUUCAAAAUGCUGCUUGGUGGAAGUUGGUGUUUCUACUUGCAGUGCAUUGUAAGAACAGUUUUUGUUUUGCAGGCUUCAUACACUGAAGCUUAAGCAAAUUUCUGAAGUAUUCGAACAGUUUGCCAUAGCAGGUGAAAUACUGUGCUUCCAAUGAGUUUUCUCUUUUUUUUUUUUUUUUUUUUUCCCCCCUGGAAAGUGCGCACUAACACUGAUACAUCAGUUUCAGUGUUGGGAAAAAAUACCAGUAAAGUUUGCUGUUCAUAAAUCUACAAUAUAUAGAGUAGGGCUAAAUGGAUUAGAUCCAUUUAUAAAGCUGUGUGAUUUUUUUUCUAAACAACCAGGAACAACAAUUUGUAAUAUGGAUUUUCACAAUGAACAAAGUGGUAAUAGCUGCUGUCACCAGCAGUUGGGAACACUUACUGGUGCGGAAAUACUAAGAAUACAUUUAAUGAUUACUUGGUGAAGUAAUUUUUCCACAUGCUUUUUUUCCUUUAGCAUCAUGUUUUGUGUUGUACAAUUAAGCUACAAUUACAUCUACUAUUUUGGAUAACAUUCAUUGGUUAACAAUAAAGAGAUACAGUUAAUUUCUCUGAGGUCCAUUGUUGUUAUUUAACGCACUUUUUUCUGACAGCUUUGCUAAAUGCACUGUAAUAGCCUUUUUCCAGAGCAGCGUACAAAUUUAGAUCAUCUUUUGUUUCAUACUCUGGUCAAAAUGAAAUUUAAAAGAAUAUAUUUUCAAAUUGUAUCCCUAGAGAAUGGUACUCUGCUUAAGAAAUUACCACAUACAGUUUGGAGGAAGCACUGGUGAUUGUCAAUUCAAAACAGGAUGUGAAUCAUCAGAGCAAAUUGGCUUUUGUGAGAAGAGAGGCUAAUUUGGCCACAUAAGAGCUCUAUGGGUAACACAAGAACUUUCAAUCACUGCCUACAUAUUGCUUAGCCCCAGGUUAAGUGAAAUUUAGUCUAAUAGGUCAAUGUCUUAAGCGUUGAGAAACUUUGAUGUGUUUUUUUGAUACUGCACACUAUAGUGGCCAGUGCUGUCAAAUACAUGCAUGGCCAUAUGCUUUAGAUAAGGGCAAGUUUAUGGGCUUUUUCACCUAAUACACUUGGAGACGGGCAGGAACAGUCCCAUAUAACUAGGUACACAAAUUAAUCUGCUAAGCAGCUCUCAUAUCAAUUAGAUCUCUCAGGUGACAUUCCAUUCUAUCUUGUGUUUGUUUGGCCUUGCACUCAGGACAAGCACGUGGCCCUUUUUGUUACUCCAUGUGGCAGAAUCACUUUGAAUUAAAAGGUGUGUACUUGAUACUUUCUACCAUGCGUAUUUCUAGUUUUAUACUUCUCUCUUCUUGGAGCCCCUCAUGCUGAAGCAUUAGAUUUGAGGUUUCUCAUUUGUUAGAGAGCUUCUGUAUGGGUAUGUAACUUCAGAAUGUUGUGCUUGAAAGGGGAGGUAAGUGCUUUGAAAGGGUUUUAGUUUGUUUUUUUUUAAAUAUGGUCUUGAGGUAGAGAGAAAAGGAUACAAAAAUACUGAGGAAGAGAAGGAUGAUGCCCACGUAGCUCAUAGCUUAGGGAAAGACUAAGUUAGCAAAGGGAAAUGGAGCAUUUGGAAUUGCUAGGAUUCCAUUAGAUGUUUAUGUUGGCUUUUGUCAAUAACAUGUCAGAGUGUUUCUGUUCACAGCAGUAGGCUUUAGGCAGCAGAAGAAAGGAGGGGAUAUGGAAAUGUACAUCAAAGGAGGCGGCCUGGUUGGUGCAAAUAUUCCUAAGAGUUAAUGUUCCCUGUGCUCUGGAUAAGUGGAUCAGGUGAAAAGAGAUCAAGCUCAGAGGUAGGACAAUUGCGAUGCUGCUUUUUGCUUGUUGGGGGGGUGGUGGUGUUUGCUUUUAAACAACCUUAUUUACAUGAGAGGAGUUGCCAUUAUCUGAAUGUUUAGCUGAAGGCUUUUAGAAAGCCUUGCCCAGCACUAAAAGGUCUUGGACUUGUUAAGGCCAUGUGAACCCAGACUGGUCUCUGUAUUACAGCUCACUAAAUUUCAGCAGAAGACAUCUUCCGCAGCCUGAUAAUUUUGCCUUAGAGCAUUUCUGCCUUGACAAGAUAAGAGCUGUGUACACGCACAGUUCUAGGUGCCCUGUUGCUUGUUCCAGCAACGCGAAACCCACAUGUACCAUGUGAAACAGUAAUCGCAUGACAGGCUCCGUGAGCACAUAUGCCAAACUCUGCAGGAUCUCAUAUCAAGUCUACAGCUCCCUGUGGCCUCAGCUUUCACGCUUCUUAAUCACCGUUGAUUUCUUCAUUAAACUUGAUACAGUAUUAACUUCUUAAUCUAUAACUUCAAUAAUAUUCUACUAAACUGAGCUUCCAGUAAAUGGUUCGCUACUGUGUCAAAUGUUUUCUUAAAAUAUAUUAUACUGAUGAGUUGAAAUAGUCUAGCUUUACUUUUAUUUAAGGAGUACUUCUGAUUAAUUAAUAAACUCUAUGAAUAUGGUAAUUGCAGUCCUAUUGCCAGAGAGAGACUCAUUUGCAUCGCGGCUGAAGCCGAAAACUUUUCUGCCAAGUGCACUUCGAUCUUCAGCAGAGUAAGUUGAGAACAUGUAGGUAACAUCCAGAACACAUGGACCAGUCUGUCCCGCCACUGCCUUUAUUACUGGGAACAAAUUUGUUUACAUUUGAGUGAGCAGAUUCAAUGUUUGGGUAUUUCGGACAGCACAACAAGCUUGUUCACACAUUGGAAAAACUUCUAAAAAUGAUAAGAAAUCUUCGUAUCGCUAAUCUGCACUUCUGCUGUACAUUUCCUGUCCUUGAUAGUUUUUCUUCAGUUUAAUUCACGUUUUGAAUUCCUGGAUCUCUUCUCUUGUGAACAGUGUUUCAGGCAUCUGUCUUGCUGCUCAGUGCCAGUUGUACUUCUCCGUACCAUCUGAAAACACAGUUCUUCCUCUUUCUUCCUUUGCAUUUGGGAUCUUAUUGUGGUGUUUUCAACAAAGCUGGCUAACUCAUCAUAUUUAAAUUCAGAACUUUCACUGCUACUCUUGGAACAAUCUCUGGAUUAUUUUUGGCUACACAUUCUUUUAUCAGGCAUGCAUGUUAUAUGCCACCUUAUAGAAGAAAUAACAGUAUUGACUAGUUAGUAAUUGCUGGUAGCAUUCUGGCAAACAGAAGAGGUCAGAAAAAAAGUAUGUUAAUGCAUGCAGAAAACCGGGGAAGAUCUGAAUCACAGUGUUUGUACCCACGAGGUUCAACUUUGGGCUUAGCCCUAGUCACGCACACGAGGGAGCACGUGGGAGAGAGAUUCUGAGCUUUUGAGUAGCCGAUCUGGCUGGCUGGGCUACGCAAGAGAAAGCACCGGAAUAGGAUGGAUAUGCCUGCUCUAACAGCAGAGCAGUCAGACACAAUUGCAUGGUGCUAUGGCUUUGCUUUUCUGCACAACAAUUGUCCUGGAUGUAAAAAUGCUAAAACAAACCAACCAACCAACCCAAAAAAACCCCAACAAAUCAUGAAAUAGUUGAUUUUUUUUUUUUUUUUCCCAGUGGAUCCUUAUUUAAAAGAGUUAUGGUUAUAUUCCUGACUGGCUUCAUCUGCAGGUCACCCUGGUAAAAGCUGAAGUCCUCAUAGCGCAAGAGCAGAUGUCUUUGAGGAGUUAGCCACCCAUCUGCGCUGACUUUAAAAAGCAGUGGCAGGUGUGGAGUCUUCUCUGGAGAUAUUCAAAACCCUUAUCCUGUGCACGAUCCUGUGCAACCUGCUCUAGGUGAUCCUGCUCUAGCAGGGAGGUUGGACUAGAUGAUCUCCAGAGGUCCCUUCCAACUCCUGCCAAUCUGUGAAUCUGUGUGGGGGGGAAGAUCUCUUACCUGUCUCUGUUCACUUUUAUAUAAGGCCAUGAAAAUAAACUCUGGAGAACCUUCUUUCUAGCCGUGGCUUCUGCAUGCUUUGGGUGGCCCUUCUCAUAUGUGUUUCUCCCAAUCUUUGAACCAGUUCUUACUUCUCACCUUGCUUUUACUGCUGUUAUAUUGUAAUUAUUUUUGUCCUUGCUAGUGUGUCAUGCCAUUUAUUUCAUCUGAAGAAUAGUUUUCAGUUUAGAUCAUUGAGAGCUUUAAUGUAAUUACUUUGUUUCAGUAUGAGAAUGCAAAUUAAGACAGGGAAGGAAGAUGUUGCGUAAGGGUUAGUUUAAAAACAUGUGGAAGGGGGGGAAGUUUAAACCCUAAGACUUACCGAAAGAAAUACAGUGCAUUACCUGACUACUUAGACUACAGGGUGAAAACAAGAGGCAGACAGCUACGUAUGGCAAGGCAGACUUUUCCUCAAACUGAAUUUAUGGUAGCAAAGUAGUUUUGCUGAAAUUCACCAGGCUUUUUAUAUAUUUAUUUAUUGGUAUUUGCUGGAUUCUUUAGAGAGCACUGGAGAAGAGAAUACUGUAUAUUUUUUUCUUCAGUUAUAUUUCCUUUAAUUACUCUUCUUGUGGCUUAUUCUGUCAAUUUAAGACUAAAAGUGCUUUCUUUUCCUCCCCAGUGAUUUUUGUAAAAUUGUGUUUUGCCUAUGAUACUGCAACUAGCUUUGCAAUCUGGAGCUUAAUGGAUGAAACUAUUUUCUGAGGGAAAGGUUACAAAAGUACGAUCUCUUGCAGCCCUUAGGAUAGGAACAAGGUAAAGAUCAGCAGAAGACCUGGGCUCUGCCAAGGCCUGCCAUUGCGCUCCUGUAAAUCUGGAGAGUUUACAGCGCUUUAAAUUAGGUGCUGCCUGGUCCGUGAAGAGUUUUCUGGAAGGACCAGAAAGUGCUGUUACGACAUUUCGUUAAUGUUUGAUUCUCUCAUGGUCUCUCUAAAUCUUUCCUUUGUUGUCUUUUCCCAGGAGAAAAUUAGCUUUUUGAAGUAUUUAAGCUGUUGUUCUUCCCAGAAAAACAGGAAAUAACACUAAUACGUUAAUCUUUAACAUGUAAUGGGACGUGUUAGAGUGAACGGUGAUGUGACCCUUCAGAGCGCUCGGGGAUCUUGUAGGCUUUGCCCACAAAAUGAUGUUGUGUGGGAAGCCUGACUCUCUAUCCAGGUCAAGUGAAAUAGGAGUAGAUACUUUCCAAGUUUUAUUGGUUUUCUACACAAUUUCUAAUAACCUCGAUGAUACAUGAAUAGCGUCAGAUAAUUUUCUAAUGUAAACCUCCCAAUUUAAUAUGUCUGUACAUACAUUUCCAGUGUAAGCACCCGUUGCUACUUGCCUUUCUGUACGCUAUUAGGAUGUGCAUACUGUGUAUACGUAACUGCAUUGAAUUGUGCACCCUGCACAAACGCCUGAAUAAAUGGG